Arachis ipaensis is the source of this 1039-nucleotide messenger RNA. RefSeq lists its product as uncharacterized. The record is from RefSeq and is a predicted model, not a curated record. NCBI's taxonomy places the organism in Eukaryota, Viridiplantae, Streptophyta, Magnoliopsida, Fabales, Fabaceae.
AUCCUCUAAAAACUGUCCCUUCGCGAACCACUGCAAAACCUCUGAACGGGCCGGAAACCUGCUGGUUUGACCGGACCACGGGUCUCCAAAAACGGCGCCGUUUUAAAUAUAAAAAAAAACCAACGUUGCCUUUACUCACCACCCAGUCACCCCCAACACUAACCUAGGCUCUCUCUGCAUUCUGCAACGGUUCUGCCGCAGUCCGUGCCGUCGGCGCCGUCCGUGGCCAGGCCCUCUCUUGUAGCUCGGCGUUCUGCUUCCCCUUUCAUCCGUCCAUCCUCUGUGGCUUCUCUGUUUUGUUGGCUUGGAGCAGCUUGCCGCCGUGUCGCCGCUCGCCGACGUCUCCCUGGUCGCCGUCCGUGUCUCCGUCGAAGGGUUGGGUAGUUUUCGCCGAAAAUGCCGUCUCUUCAAACAGCACUGCCUCCUGAGCUGGCCAACAAUGCCAUUAGGCUUUACCGUGAAUGCCUACGAAGAGCUAAGUAUAUUGGCCAUCGGCAACAUAACACACAGCUUCUUGUUGAUAUGGUGAGACAACAGUUUAAGCAAAACAUGCACGAGACAGAUCCUGAAAAGAUUCAGCAGUUAAAGGAUAAUGCAGCAAGGGGACUUAUCAACCACAUACUAUAUGAGUCAGAGCAACUAUCUGGUCGUAAAUUUAGCAAGAGUCCUAAAGCAGUUUAGUUGGCUCUGUUCUUAAUGAUUCAAUCCCUUCAUCAAUGCAAGGUUUGGCAGAUCAUCCAUUGGCCGAACCUUCCAAAGGGCUGGAGAGAUUGUUAUAUUCGUGAAAAAAAUAAAAUAAAAUUGUAGAAAAUAGCAUGGUGGUUUUUUCUCUUUUACUUGUGCUAUUCAUGUCGAGUUCUAAAGUUUCUUAAAUUUACAUUUUAUGUUCUGUCAAAUGACCUUGUCUAUUAUACAUUAAAAGAUUCCCAAGGUGAAGUCUCCUUCAAGAUAUCGUGGCAUUAUGUUCCAAUGUAUGACAUUUUUAUUUCUGGAUUUCUAAUAGUUUAGGUGGUUAAUUGAUACUGGUCUUUAUGGUUUA